CCUCGUCUCCUACAAGAUGGCGAGCGGCGGCAGCGGCGGGGUGUCGGUUCCUGCGCUGUGGAGUGAGGUGAACCGUUAUGGCCAGAACGGCGACUUCACGUGUGCCCUCAAGACCACCAACAAGGUAUUGCAGAUCAACAAGGAUGACGUAACUGCCCUGCACUGCAAAGUUGUUUGCCUCAUUCAGAAUGGAAGUUUCAAAGAAGCCUUGAAUGUCAUCAAUACCCACACCAAAGUGUUAGCCAAUAUCUCCUUUGAGAAGGCAUAUUGCGAGUACAGGCUGAACAGAAUUGAAAAUGCCUUGAAGACAAUAGAAAGUGCCAACCAGCAGACAGACAAACUAAAGGAGCUUUACGGACAAGUGCUCUACCGCUUGGAACGGUAUGACGAGUGCUUGGCUGUGUACAGAGAUCUUGUCUGGAACUCGCAGGACGAUUAUGAUGAGGAACGGAAAACAAACCUGUCGGCAGUUGUUGCAGCGCAGAGCAAUUGGGAGAAGGUGGUUCCAGAGAACUUGGGUCUCCAAGAAGGCACACAUGAGCUCUGCUACAAUGCUGCCUGUGCACUGAUAGGGCAAGGCCAGCUGAACCAGGCCAUGAAAAUCCUACAGAAAGCUGAAGAUCUUUGUCGUCGUUCAUUUUCAGAAGAUUCUGAUGGGGCUGAGGAAGACCCACAGGCAGAGCUGGCCGUCAUUCAUGGUCAGAUGGCGUAUAUCCUGCAGCUGCAGGGUCGCACCGAGGAGGCGCUGCAGCUCUACAAUCAGAUAAUAAAACUGAAGCCAACAGAUGUGGCUCUACUUGCCGUAAUCGCAAAUAACAUCAUUACCAUUAAUAAGGACCAAAAUGUCUUUGACUCCAAGAAGAAAGUAAAAUUAACCAAUGCAGAAGGAGUAGAGUUCAAGCUCUCUAAGAGACAGCUGCAAGCCAUAGAGUUUAACAAAGCUUUGCUGGCUAUGUAUACAAACCAGGCAGAACAGUGCCGAAAAAUAUCUGCCAGCUUGCAGUCCCAGAGUCCUGAGCGUCUCUUGCCUGUGUUAAUCCAAGCUGCCCAGCUCUGCCAUGAAAAGCAACACACAAAAGCAAUAGAGCUGCUUCAGGAAUUUUCUGAUCAACAUCCAGAAAAUGCAGCCGAAAUCAAGCUUACCAUGGCACAAUUGAAGAUUUCUCAAGGCAACAUUUCCAAAGCUUGUCUCAUCCUGAGAAGCAUAGAGGAGUUAAAGCAUAAGCCAGGCAUGGUGUCUGCCUUAGUGACCAUGUACAGCCACGAGGAAGAUAUCGAUAGUGCCAUUGAGGUCUUCACACAAGCUAUCCAGUGGUAUCAAAGCCAUCAGCCCAAAUCCCCUGCUCAUUUGUCCUUGAUAAGAGAAGCUGCAAACUUCAAGCUCAAGUAUGGACCGAAGAAGGAGGCAGUUAGUGACCUAGAACAGCUGUGGAAGCAAAAUUCAAAAGAUAUUCACACCCUAGCCCAGCUUAUAUCUGCUUACUCGCUUGUGGAUCCUGAGAAGGCAAAGGCUCUUAGUAAACACUUGCCCUCGUUGGAUAGCAUGUCACUAAAAGUGGAUGUCAAGGCUCUUGAAAAUUCUCCUGGUGCUACGUACAUUCAGAAGAAGGGUGGAAAGGUUACUGGAGAUAAUCAGCCAAAGGAACAAGGACAGGGAGAUCUGAAAAAGAAGAAAAAAAAGAAAGGAAAGCUGCCUAAGAAUUAUGACCCAAAAGUCACCCCAGAUCCAGAAAGAUGGCUACCCAUGCGAGAACGGUCUUACUACCAAGGAAGAAAGAAGGGUAAAAAGAAGGACCAGAUUGGAAAAGGAACACAGGGAGCAACUGCAGGGACCUCCUCUGAACUAGAUGCCAGUAAAACUGUGAGCAGCCCACCCACCUCCCCAAGACCUGGCAGUGCAGCAACGAUAUCUUCCUCUACAAGUAACAUAGUGCCCCCAAGACACCAGAAGCCUGCAGGGGCCCCAGCAAUGAAAAAGAAACAGCAACAGAAGAAGAAGAAAGGAGGCAAAAGUGGCUGGUGAAGACGAUGUACUUGUCGCGGGCUGUUCUUAAUCCAGUGCCAGUGACAUUAGGAACAUAAUAAAGGUAACACAGCAAGA
Alexandromys fortis (reed vole) is the source of this 2101-nucleotide messenger RNA. Its product is annotated as signal recognition particle subunit SRP72-like. Gene Ontology annotation, biological process: SRP-dependent cotranslational protein targeting to membrane. The record is from RefSeq and is a predicted model, not a curated record. Gene Ontology annotation, molecular function: ribosome binding; 7S RNA binding; protein binding. Gene Ontology annotation, cellular component: signal recognition particle, endoplasmic reticulum targeting. Lineage: Eukaryota; Metazoa; Chordata; Mammalia; Rodentia; Cricetidae.